This is a messenger RNA of Lachancea lanzarotensis, 1551 nucleotides long. It is a transcript of the gene NOP58, whose product is annotated as LALA0S05e02564g1_1. NCBI's taxonomy places the organism in Eukaryota, Fungi, Ascomycota, Saccharomycetes, Saccharomycetales, Saccharomycetaceae. The transcript has a single exon. The record is from RefSeq and is a predicted model, not a curated record. Gene Ontology annotation, molecular function: snoRNA binding. The coding region runs from base 1 to 1551 and encodes 516 amino acids. Gene Ontology annotation, cellular component: box C/D methylation guide snoRNP complex; small-subunit processome.
AUGGCAUACGUUUUGACAGAGACCUCUGCCGGUUAUGCCCUUUUGAAGGCUUCAGACAAGAAGAUCUACAAGUCUUCGUCGCUGAUUCAGGACCUGAAUACUUCUGACAAAGUUUUGAAGCAGUUCAAAGUGGCCGCUUUUUCGAAAUUCGGUUCUGCUGCUGAGGCUCUACAGGAAGCCAACAGUAUCGUGGAAGGCAAAGUAUCAAAUCAAUUGCAGAAACUUUUGGAUGAGAGCAAGGCCGACAAAAAGGCGACUUUGGUCGUUUCUGAGACCAAAUUGGCCAACGCCAUCAACAAAUUGGGUCUAAACUUCAACGUUGUGUCCGAUGCCGUCACUUUGGACAUUUUCAGAGCCGUCAAGGAGUACUUGCCCGAGCUUCUACCAGGCAUGAACGAUUCAGACAUGUCCAAGAUGUCUCUAGGUCUUGCCCACUCGAUCGGCCGUCACAAGCUCAAGUUUUCUGCCGACAAAGUCGACGUCAUGAUCAUUCAGGCCAUUGCGCUUCUUGAUGACUUGGACAAAGAGCUCAACACCUACGCCAUGAGAUGCAAGGAAUGGUACGGCUGGCACUUCCCAGAAUUGGCCAAGAUUGUGACCGAUUCUGUUGCGUACGCGCGUUUGAUUUUGGCCAUGGGUGUCAGAUCCAACUGUGCUGAGACUGACCUCACCGAAAUUCUUCCAGAAGAAAUCGAAGAGCGUGUCAAGGCUGCUGCCGAAAUUUCCAUGGGUACUGAAAUCACGCCUGUCGAUUUGGACAACAUCAAGUGCCUAGCCACUCAGAUCACCGAGUUUGCUGCUUACAGAGAACAACUGUCCAACUACUUGUCUGCUAGAAUGAAGGCCAUUGCGCCAAAUUUGACACAGCUUGUUGGAGAAUUGGUUGGAGCUAGAUUGAUCGCUCACUCCGGUUCUCUUAUCUCCCUUGCCAAGUCUCCUGCCUCUACGAUCCAAAUUCUAGGUGCCGAGAAGGCUUUGUUCAGAGCGCUAAAGACCAAGCACGACACACCUAAAUAUGGUCUUCUAUACCAUGCAUCCUUGGUUGGACAAGCCACUGGUAAGAACAAGGGUAAGAUCGCUAGAGUUCUAGCUGCCAAGGCGGCUGUUUCUCUGCGUUAUGACGCUUUGGCCGAGGACAGAGACGAUUCUGGUGACGUUGGUUUGGAAGCCAGAUCAAAGGUGGAGAGCAGACUAUCGCAAAUUGAAGGUAGAGACUUGAGAACCACUCCAAAGGUGGUCCGUGAAGCCAAGAAGGUGGAAAUCACAGAAGCCAGAGCCUACAACGCCGAUGCAGACACUGCCACCGAUGCAGCUCAGGCAUCUGUUGAUUCUGACGAAGAAGACUCCGAUGCUGAAGUAGAGACCGAAGUAAAGGAGAAGAAAGAAAAGAAGGACAAGAAGGAGAAGAAGGAGAAGAAGGAAAAGAAGGACAAGAAAGACAAGAAGAGAAAGAGAGAUGACGAGGCCGCAACCGACGACAAGGAGUCCAAAAAGUCCAAGAAAGACAAAAAGGACAAAAAAGACAAAAAGUCCAAAAAGGACAAGAAAUAA